This is a messenger RNA of Frieseomelitta varia, 608 nucleotides long. RefSeq lists its product as uncharacterized. The transcript is spliced from 3 exons. NCBI's taxonomy places the organism in Eukaryota, Metazoa, Arthropoda, Insecta, Hymenoptera, Apidae. The record is from RefSeq and is a predicted model, not a curated record. Bases 140 to 601 code for a protein of 153 amino acids. Gene Ontology annotation, biological process: regulation of synaptic transmission, cholinergic; sleep; positive regulation of voltage-gated potassium channel activity.
UGCUAGAUCUAUUUUAUAUUUAGUCAAUGCUCGUGUUAACCAACGCCUAUGAAUGACAUUAAAUUGCAUAUGUAUAAUCAACAUUGUGACUUUAAUAUACGUUUCAUAAUUUCAUUUUCUUAAGUGAUAAUAUCUCGAAAUGAUUUUUAAAAAGGCAAUCGUAUAUGCUAAUUUAUUACUUUUGUUCACAGUGAUAGGUACUCAAGCGAUUCGUUGUUAUCAGUGUAGUAGUGAUACUGAUCCUAAGGGCGAAGAUCUGUGUGGAGCAUAUGGAAAAUUUGAUAAAGAGAAAAAUAUCGCCAUCGAAUGUAACAGCGAAGAGUCACACAUGCCUGGUACAUUCUGUGUUAAAAUAACACAUCAGAGUCCUCGUGGUUUUAUUUGGGACGGUAGAUGGCGUCAAGUGAUUCGUCGAUGUUCUUCUGUAGCCAGUACUGGAGUCACAGGUGUUUGUAAUUGGGGAGUCUAUGAAAAUGGUGUAUAUUGGGAAGAAUGCUCUUGUUCUGAAAACAAUUGUAAUACAGCAUCAUCCUUAUCGUCAUUCCCAAUAAUUAUCUUAUUGAGUCUUGCUAUUUCAAUUACCAUAUUCUCUUUGAGAUAAAAGUAUG